Messenger RNA from Racocetra persica, 558 nucleotides. Lineage: Eukaryota; Fungi; Glomeromycota; Glomeromycetes; Diversisporales; Gigasporaceae. The record is from the annotation of a GenBank genome assembly.
UUAUUUCAAUGGAGAUAUUUCAUGGAAUUUGUAUGGAUGGUGCUCUUUUACGUACUGUUUAUUAUUCUUAUGAUAAACAAAAUCAUUCAACAAAUGUGUAUAAGGAAAUGAUUAAUGCUUUUGGUCGAUUAGCAACUGAGAAACCACAUACAUUAGGUAAAAGUAGUAAUUCGCUAAAUGGAAAUUCGUGUCAUUCAAUAGAAGAUGACGGACUAACAAACAUUGGCGGUCUGAGUAUUGCAUCCUCAGUAAUGAAAAUUAAAUGCAUUGACCAGAUGGACAAAUCAGAUCCACCACAAAUUCCAGAAACUUAUCUUUAUUAUUUGACUCUUUUAUGUCUAAAUUCAAUUGUGGAUGGCCUUCACGAUUUUGUAAUAAAAAAUCUUACAAGUGUUAUUCAAGAUCAAAAGAAAUCAACUUUACAAUCUAAAUCUCAAAUCCUUGUGGCUGAUAUGGCAAAUACUUCAUGGCCUGGAUUGCUUGCUGCACUUUCCGCUAUUCCUCAUAUUACUAUGCCACCUAUGCUAUCAUCAGAAAAUAAGGCAUGUGAAACUGAAA